Messenger RNA from Drepanopeziza brunnea f. sp. 'multigermtubi' MB_m1, 1821 nucleotides. RefSeq lists its product as uncharacterized. Gene Ontology annotation, molecular function: glutaminyl-tRNA synthase (glutamine-hydrolyzing) activity. Lineage: Eukaryota; Fungi; Ascomycota; Leotiomycetes; Helotiales; Drepanopezizaceae. Gene Ontology annotation, cellular component: mitochondrion; glutamyl-tRNA(Gln) amidotransferase complex. Gene Ontology annotation, biological process: mitochondrial translation; glutaminyl-tRNAGln biosynthesis via transamidation. The record is from RefSeq and is a predicted model, not a curated record.
AUGGCACGCAUUCCCCCGGCGGUUUUGCGCAGGUAUCUCUUCGCAGCCCAGCUUCCGUCUCGUGGAUGUCUGAGACAGAGGCAUGCCCGGCAGACCAUAUCAUCUGUGUACUCCCAGAGAAAUCAUACCACACAAGCAACCACAGAUCCGACCCUCGCAGACCCUGAUCCCCCAGUCGCAUUCCGAAAGCAAUUGAAAGACGAGGCCAGAAAGCGCAAGGCUGAUGGCGGGAAGAAAUCGGACAAGCACAAUCAGUCUCUAGACGAGUGGGAGUUGACAGUGGGAAUCGAAAUACACGCCCAGCUCAACACCGAACGAAAGCUCUUCUCGUCUGCCGCAUCCACCAUCAACGAUGUACCGAAUACCCACGUCGCACUCUUCGAUGUGGCCAUGCCCGGCUCCCAGCCUACCUUCCAGAAGGAAACUCUCAUACCCGCUCUGCGAGCCGCACUCGCUUUGAACUGCGACGUACAGAAAACGAGUCGAUUCGAUCGAAAGCAUUACUUUCAUUGGGAUCAGCCGUCCGGGUACCAGAUCACGCAGUACUACGAGCCGUUCGCGAAAGAUGGACACAUCACGCUGUAUGCACACGAUGGCAUUGCAAAGGAGGAUGGGGAGCAGAUCCGGAUCGGUAUCAAGCAAGUACAGCUGGAGCAAGACACGGCAAAGACCAUCUCACAGCCUGGAGAUAUACAUUUGCUGGACUUCAACAGAGUAGGGCUACCCUUGAUCGAGAUUAUCACAUUGCCUCAGAUACACCAUCCGAGCACGGCUGCUGCGCUGGUCCGCAAGGUGCAGAUACUACUGAGUGCAGUGGAUGCUUGUGUUCUGGGUAUGCAAUCCGGUGGCCUCCGAGCCGAUGUGAAUGUCUCCGUACGGAGACGUAAUUCGGAGGAACCGCAUGAAUACGCUGGCGUCAAAGGGCUUGGCCAGAGGACCGAGAUUAAGAAUCUGAGCAGCUUCAAAGCAGUCGAGGAUGCCAUCACUGCGGAGCGGGAUCGACAAAUCGCCGUCCUCGAACAUGGAGGUGUCAUCGAAGGGGAGACCCGAGGAUGGACAAUCGGGAGCACCGAGACCAAGCGUCUACGAGGAAAGGAAGGAGAAGUCGACUACCGCUACAUGCCAGAUCCAGAUCUCGGUCCUGUGGUCAUCGGGCAAGAUCUCCUCGAUCACCUCGGAGCCACACUAGGCGUUCUCCCAGACGAAGAGAUCAAUAUCCUUGUCGAGCAAUACGGCCUCACAGUCAAAGACGCAAUGUCGAUGGUCUCACUCAACGACGGCGGCCGAGUAGAAUAUUUCCGCAACCUAGUAGAAGAAUAUAUUCAACCUGGCGAAGACAUGAAGGUCGUGGGCCGCUUCUGCGGCAACUGGGUUCUGCAUGAAAUGGGUGGCCUCAUGCACCCCACCUCCGCUGAAGAAAAUCCCCUUCGCAUGACCAACGAGGGCUCCUGCAUCAUCCCGCAUGCCAGCCUCGCACAACUCCUCCGCUAUCUAGAUGGCAAAAUGAUAACAGGCAAGACUGCUAAGCACGUCUUGUCCCAGCUCUUCCUGAACGGGCUCAAGGGCAACGACGAGAGUGCGUCUGCGGUCAUUGAAAGGGAAGGCUUGUGGUUCAAGGCAAUGUCGGAUGAAGAGUUGGAGGAGAUGGCCAAGAGCGUACUGGAUCAGAAGAUCGUGGGCGAAAUCUUGGCGGGAAAGACGGGCAAGAUUAACUUCCUGCUGGGCAAGAUGAUGCGGCUGGAUGAGGAUGGGCGGGUGGAUGCCCAGCAGGCUAUUGCCAUGUUGCAGAAAGUUAUUGAGCAGCACAGGGAGGAGGCAUGA